Messenger RNA from Cryptotermes secundus, 4986 nucleotides. RefSeq names its product ionotropic receptor 21a-like. Gene Ontology annotation, molecular function: protein binding; ligand-gated monoatomic ion channel activity. Gene Ontology annotation, cellular component: membrane. The transcript is spliced from 3 exons. NCBI's taxonomy places the organism in Eukaryota, Metazoa, Arthropoda, Insecta, Blattodea, Kalotermitidae. The coding region runs from base 1737 to 3917 and encodes 726 amino acids. The record is from RefSeq and is a predicted model, not a curated record.
AACAAAACGUCUUGAAGGCAAGGAAGUGGGGCCAUUAUUCGUGGUUCUGUGUCCACAAAUACAAGCGUCACCAAAGCGAACGCGAUGAAGACACUUGCAGCAUUAGUAUUUGUGUUGGCUGCUGCAACGUGGGCGACGUGUCUGGCGGAUGGAGUCGAGGAACCCGACUGUGAUCAUAUCGGCUACUCUCCACACACAAUAAGAAAGGAAAUAUGUGGCUCAGAUGGACAGACGUACAGCAAUGAAAAGCACCUCGAGUUUGAAAACUGUCUCUACAAACGAGUAAUUACCAAGGUUAAAGAUGGAUGGUGUAAAGAAGAGGAUCAGAAGCGAGCAGACGAAAGAAGGAAUCAUCUUGCUGAAGAAGAAGCCAAGAGAAUCCAAGAAGUCCUGGAACAUCCCAAGCCCUCCACCUAAGAAGCAAUGAAAAAAGUGCACAUUUUGAAGUGCGCGAAAGUGAUUGCUGUAUGUCACGUAUGUAUGCACUGGUUUCGUAAUCUUUAUUUGCCGAAAAAAUGUAGACACUAGAAUGUUAGUAAAACGAUAAUUAAUCCUAGAUUCCAGAUUAUUAUCAUCAACCUUUCUACAGUAACAAGUACAAACUGAUGCAUAUGGUGACACAGAUGAAAACAAUAAACUGUUAUUAUUUUGGACACUGUACGUUGUCUUGAGUUUUUCUAAACAUAACAUUUCGGAAACUCGAUCUGUUUCUUGGAUCCCUGAUCCAGGAUGGAGACUAUAUCUUUCCACCGAGUUAAACUCAGUAAACAAGUUUCCUCAACAAACGUGUGAUGAAACAGAUCCAGUUACCGAAACGAUCUGUUUUAAUAAAAAUGAAGAUCGUGGACAAUAUUCAAAAUAAUGACGAUCAUCUAUUGCACUAACCAUGGUACGUCACGCCCUUUACCUUACGGAAGAACAGUCAGUUCUAUGUAAUUAAGUUUGAAUUUCCUAUCGGAGAAUGAAUGCCGGAAUUUUGUUGAAAAUAUUCCCUUAUUCUGCUAGAAAUAUACUGACCUUUUGGAAGAACUUAACUAUCUUCACCUUGAUGGUCGACGAAUAGACCAAGAAAGUAAACAAAUAAGCAGAAAUUCAGCUGCAUUCUACUAACCUAUUUCGCUUGCUAGGUUUACUCUUCAAUCCUGAAGAUGGAAGUAUUUAGACUGCAUCUAAUGUCAUCGUAUCUUUAUCUACUUUAAAUUACUGGUAAAUUGAUUUUCAUUUAACGACGACUAUCAAGGAAUUUAACUCUUUUGCAAAAUGAAUUAAUUACUUAGAAAUCAUGGCAUGUUACAUUAUCCCCACCACAAAUAUUAACCGUUUCUAUGAUGAGAACGUGACAUCUCUGAGUCUCUUCUUUUCUGAAUAUUUCCUUUACCAUUUUCUUCUUACAUUCCUUGAAAGAAAGUCAAAUGCAUAAAGAAGAUUGAAGUAAUUCUUCAAAAUUUUCAUUUGCGAGAGUUUUUCCCCGCCUGGAAAGAGCAUCGCAAUUAGCGAAUAAAUUACGCAGUAAAUGACAAAGCUGAACUCAUAAACGAUUGAAUAAUCACUUCGAUAUUUACAAAGGAACCUUCUUAAACAACCUACCCUAUAAAUUUUACAUAAAUAAGAGACGCAAAAUGGCGACACGCCAUGAUAAUAAGAUGGAGUAGAAUAUAAUUAUUUUACGGUUUGCAGUACUUCACGUGUCUAACUAAUUUGAAGUGAUAAAUUAACGUAGAUUUCUUUCGAUAUCAAUGUUGAACCUCGAAGGAACGAAACAACAGCUUAGAGAUAUUGGUUUAGAUGCAGAUUGGCUAUUUACGAUUUACAUCUCGAAGAAAUACAUCAUCAUGUUCAUAAUUUUUAUGUGUCUGAUUUUACAAACGUCAGGAUAUCUGCACUUUGAAGUGGUACAGAGCGUGUGUGACAUCGCGAAGCGGUACUUCACACUGGGACACACCCUGGUUUUCUCUCACGGCACACCAGCAAACACCCAGCUUUCCUCUGAAGACACACUCCCACACCAUAACGCUAUUCAUAAAGAUGACUUCGAUGAUCUGCAUUAUUCCGAUGAUUUAUGGCAAUUGUUACUGGAGGAAUUCAACAGGUUGGAGUCAUGGUCCUUAAUUUCCUCUGGCCCAAAUAAUGACUUCAAGGAGAUGUCAAACAGCAAGCACGAGGCGUAUGUGUUGCUGUCUGAACGCCAGCAACCUGAAGACGUCGUGAAGGACAUAGGACUCCAAGUGAAGGAACUCAGACGUAGCUGGGAGUGGAACCCACGCGGAAAGUUUGUAAUAAUUGUCAUUGAGAUAGGAGAUGUAGACGCGAAACUGCUUGCUGGAGACAUUUUUGCUGAACUGUGGAUAUCAAGAAUAGUGGAUUCGCUUGUCUUGAUGCCAUCGCUGGAGAAACACACGGCUCAAGAUGUUGUGAACAUACUGGACGCCUAUCUGUGGUUUCCGUACCUUAAUGCAGGCCACUGCACUCAUGUGAAAGGCGCCGUUCUCUGGGAUCGUUGGAUAUCGGACAAUAACAGCAAGGGACAUUUUCUUCACGCUGAGACCCUUUUCCCACAUAAAAUCCCAGGAGAUCUUCGCGGUUGUCCGUUAACAGUUUCUACCUUCGAGAUGCCGCCUAUGAUUAUGAGGAAGGUGACUACCAAAGCGGAACCCAAAAAUAUUACAUACGACAAAGGCCUGGAGAUACAGAUCCUAGCAGAACUUGCGAAAAGUACAAAUAGUCUCGUAAAAUAUCGGGAAGCUCCUCCCGACGGUGGACGGUGGGGAUGGCACCUCGGGAACGGAAUAUGGAACGGUGUGACCGGUGAGAUUGCAAGGAGCUACUCAGAUAUUGGUGUGAAUUGUUUGUGGUACAGGUGUCACAUGAUCAGAGAAAUCGAAUGUCUGAGACCGCAUCUUAUCGACAAGGUGCAGUGGUACGUCCCCUGUGCCACGCCGUACCCCAGAUGGAUGAGCCUCACCAGAGUGUUCACGCUAUCUCUCUGGGUGGGGUUUGUCGCCGCGUAUGUGUUAAUUUCAGUCAUCAUGUGGCAGAUAGUGAAAGUAACCCGCAAGAUUUCUGCAACAGCCUCCCAGAACGAGGCCUACACCAGCCUAACCAAGUGUCUUCUUAACUUCUGGGCUAUUAUUUUAGAGGAAUCCGCUUCCAACAACCCUCCGGACGUGGCUGUGAUCAGAGCCGUAUUCUUUGCGUGGGUGUUAUAUUGUUGGGCUGUUAACACCGUGUACCAGACAUACCUUACAAGUUUCUUAAUAGACCCAGGGCUUAAACGCCCGCUGGCAUCAGAAGAUGAAAUUCUAGCAUCUGGAAUCGAUUACGAUACUGAAACAAGCAUUAUCUCUAUAUAUGAUAGUAUCUCUGAAAUGCGUUACAAACGCAUAAAGGUUACUAACGACAUUGAAUCAACGGAGGAACGAAUCGUUAAGGGUACGUCGGCGUUUCUGUUCUCUAAAUAUCUCUUGGACUAUAGUAUAGCUGUCAAAUAUAUGGAUGCGAACGGUAAGCCUAGAAUUUGCAAGCUCGAAGAUGAUUUUGCUGCCAAUCUAAUAACGAUGUUUGUUCCGAAAGGUUUCCCGUUCAAGGCCAGGUAUGAUCAGGUGUUACUCUUCUUAAUGCAAGCUGGGUUACUGAAUCUGUGGUGGGAGAACAUUAAGUAUACAGCCACUCUGGAGACAGCUGGAGAUAUGAGUCUCCCUUCUGGAGAAUACAUAGCCCUAACGAUGGAGCAUUUGCAAUCAGCAUUCUAUUUCCUGCUCCUGGGGUAUGCCAUAUCUGUUUUUUCGUUCUUAUUAGAGAUAAUCUGCCUCCGUCAUAAGACGCACAGAACCAAACUGAUAAAAACAGAAACAGCAAACAAAAAUACUGAAAAAACAGCCGCAAUUUUCGACUUUCAACUCAUAUCGGAAAGUCACUAAUCCUGCAGCGACUUAAAACUAAAACUGAAAAAUAACACUAUAGAAGGUAAAAAGAACGCAAAGUUAUCCCUUUACUUAAUUAAUUAUACACCACGCCAUGGAGACGUAUCAUAUCCACCAUUAUUAAGCUAGGCACUAGAUGGAAAUAAGUUGUCAGAGUUUUCAUGUCAGGAGAAAUAGACCACGGCACUUAUGUUAACAUUAAAACUAAAGAGCAAAUAUAGUUUUGGUUUGUACUGACGGAACAUAAACUUCAUUCCAAUUGAAUGUUAAAUCGAUUUUCAUUGGUUUUAUCAGAAUGUGACAUACAGAUCUUAUUGCGAUCUGCAGUAUCUUUCAUAAUUCUGGAACUAACAGCAAUAGAAGAUUCAAGAACAAACUGUCACUCCAUGCAGUGAGAUUACACCUCAUAUAAUUUUCAUUGUCCUUUGGAUUGGUGAAGACGCACUGGUCGGUCUUAAAUGUAUGCGCAGACGUAUUGAACAUAAUGUUGUAUUUUAGCGUCCUGUUGCACUGAUUUUCGUCCAUGAUAUAUAUAUACAGUGGCCGUCUUGUAGUGCAUCCACUCUCACCUGUCACUUCACAACAUGUUUCGGCAACAAAUGCUGCCUAUGACUCCAGAUUUAUGGGGCACUCUCUAUAAAGAUUUUGUGUAACUCUUUUUGAACGAGAUGAAUAUUUAACGAAACACAAAUCAAAACAAUUUCCGGUCCCAAACAGUGUGAUUAUUUGUGUAAAACCCGCAUUCCUCUCUGCAAAAUAAUGUAGCCGUUAUAAAUUAACGUUUUUUUUAUCGAGAAAAUGCACAGUUAUGUAAGUUUCAUAACUUCGGUUUUAUUACAAAGAUAAUACUGACUAAUGUGAUCCAAUAUACAUGCAUCACCUGUGUUAUUAGGCCUGUUCGUUCUCAACUAAAUGCGAAAAUUAUUUGGGUUAAGAGCUAAGGGUAUGUAUGCAUCAUAACAGGCCUGAUUUACAGGGCGUCACAUUCCUUCCUACAAGGCAGCGACAACCACUGCCCUUGCUACGUCUUGCAGUACUCCUAACGCGCAAAGCCAGGUAAAAAAAA